Molecule: messenger RNA, 1148 nt
Organism: Carya illinoinensis
Lineage: Eukaryota; Viridiplantae; Streptophyta; Magnoliopsida; Fagales; Juglandaceae
Exons: 2
Coding region: 555-1085 (176 amino acids)
Molecular function (GO): zinc ion binding
Source: RefSeq, a predicted model, not a curated record
ACCUCUGUUUCAUGAUUUUACUUGUUCUGUUUAGGAAGUAUAUAGAGCUGUCAAUGUGUUUGAAUGUUAUGAAUCAGUUAUUAUGUGCAUGAUAUUGUCUGUUUGUAAUCAACCCGAUUGUUCUGUUUACAGUGUCUUUAUGUAUGCUUCAUCCUAAUUAAAUGUGAGCCAACCAUGUGAUUUCCACUAAAUGUGACCUCUGUUUCAUGAUUUUACUUGUUCUGUUUAGGAAUGUGACCUCUGUUUCAUGAUUUUACUUGUUCUGUUUAGGAAGUAUAUAGAGCUAUCAAUGUGUUUGAAUGUUAUGAAUAAGUUAUUAUGUGCAUGAUAUUGUCUGUUUGUAAUCAACCCGAUUGUUCUGUUUACAGUGUCUUUAUGUAGACUUCAUCCUAAUUAAAUGUGAGCCAACCAUGUGAUUUCCACUAAAUGUGACCUCUGUUUCAUGAUUUUACUUGUUCUGUUUAGGAAUGUGACCUCUGUUUCAUGAUUUUACUUGUUCUGGUUAGGAAGUAUAUAGAGCUGUCAAUGUGUUUGAAUGUUAUGAAUCAGUUAUUAUGUGCAUGAUAUUGUCUGUUUGUAAUCAACCCGAUUGUUUCAAUGUUAGAAUGUCAUCACCCUCAACUUCUUCCACAUCCUUUGGUAAAUGUACUGUGAGCCAACCUUUAUGCUUCUGUGAGGUUGAGGCGACACUGAGAUACUCAAAUACUCCCAGAAAUCCAGGAUGUCCCUUCUUUGGCUGUCCAAAGUACAACAAUGAGGGCUUACCAUUUUGCAAGUUCUUUAAGUGGGUGGAUGGUACUUUGGACAUAGAGCAAGAAGUUCACCAAAUUAAAAUUGAACUAUUAAGGAAGGAUGAAGAGCUGAAAAGGAUACUCGACGAUUUUCAACAGAGGGAGAUUAAGUUCCGGAAGAGAGCUGAUGCGAUUGAGAAAAUGUUAUCCAAUAUACUUGAGGAGGUUCAGAAGAAGGACUUGGUGCUUCUAAAGCAAGAAGCUGAAAAUAGGCGUUCACGCACACUACUCCAUCUGUAUUGGGCUGUUGCCAUUGUUGUAUCAUGUUACAUUUUGCUGUCUAACCAAGCUUAGAAUUGAUUUCUCUUAAGUUAUUGUAAAUAUGUAGUUUAAUUUACUCUGAUCUGCCAAGUUAUU